UGAGGGUAUAUGGCUUCGAAGCUGGUGUUUCUCUUAUGAAGCCGAGCUGGUCUCCCCCGUUUCGUUUAUAGUUAUGUCAGUCUGUCCAUAGGCGAUUAUGGAUUUGUAUGUCGCCAAAAUACGCUAAGCAUAUGUUGACAGUGUGGCGCGGUCUAUGUGAGCUGCCUGCGGAGUAUUUUGGGCAUCACAGGCGCGUGCACGUUUAUGGGAACGCACCGGUAAUAGAUAAAAUGUUGUCUUGGUAGGCACUUGGUUUUGGGGUUGUCACUUUGCACAGCACAUUGACUAGUGCUGUUUUUGCAAUGAGUUGGUCUUUUAUAGCUUCUUUCGCUAUUUUGACAGUCCGUGUUACGCGUAUUACAUGUAUAUUUUUGUUAUAUUUUAUGAUUAUAUCAAAGCAAAUGAACUUGUUAACUGUGCUGAUUUAAAUCGUUGCAUGAUGAACACUACUGUAGAGAAUAAAGUGUAACCUCCGUCGAGAUAAGGUGUGUUUAUCACCCACGUGAGAGUGAAUAACUCCCUGUAAAUAAAUUAAACGCCCUAUUUAAUUCCUAUUAAAGGAAACCAUGAAAGCAACAUAUCAGUUGUUGAUUCACACCAGUUCUUCAGUUCAAAGACUGCACAAGAAUGGUUUUUUUUCUCUUUCAGGAUGUAAUUUCCCACUCUUCAGCUGUUUUCAGCCAACACAUUUUUCCCUACGUUAGUUUCAUUUUGUUAUUCAUGUUUAUGUCAUUGGUUGCUGUUAACAAGCUACUACAUUAUAGUGUUGUGCGUUAGUUUGGUUAAUUAUGGCUAUUGAAGUUUUGUUGUAAAGAUAAAGGAUCCCAUGAUGAACCUAUAAGAGCAUCAAAAACCUAUCAAGAAAGUCCCACUGACUUUUUGCCUUGUUAGAUUGUUUAUUUGGCCCUUUUGCAAGGAUGUUGGUGUGGCUUGAGCCAAUUCACAAUUGGCCACAUCCAAAGUCAUGCCCAUCUGACUUAACAGGGUUUUCAUUACCAUCGGGCUUGACUUUUCUGUUUGGACUAAAACGCUCAAUGACAAUCUACAGGCACUCUCCAAGACCUUUCCCCACCUAAAGAAGGCAGCUACUGCUAACAUGUGGUACCUUCAGUCUCGCACCCGACGGAAAUCACAUGCACCCCACUGGGGUCCACAGCAGGAUUUUAAACCUUGACCUUCAGGUGCUCACAGAGACCUCUGACUGAACCCGCAUACAACAAUAUUGAUAUUCAAACGCAUCUAUCUAGUCCACCGGCUGACCCUACAUCCCGUGACCUUACAACUCCUUAUAUAGAGAAAGCAGAGCUGGAGGUUAAUAUACAAAUGUCUACCUCACGCUUAAAGGUCCUCUCUCUACAUCUGCAACCUUGAACACGCUACAAAAAUGACUUCCAGCAUAGACCGGGAUGACAGCAGUAUCUUUGAUGGGUUGAUGGAAGAAGAUGAGAAGGACAAAGCGAAAAGAGUUUCUAGGAACAAGUCGGAAAAGAAGAGGCGAGACCAGUUCAAUGUGCUCAUCAAGGAACUGGGCACCAUGUUGCCGGGUAACACCCGCAAGAUGGACAAGUCAACCAUCCUCCAGAAGAGCAUCGACUUCCUGCGCAAGCACAAAGAAAUCGCUGCACAGUCUGAGUCCAGUGAAAUCCGUCAGGACUGGAAACCUCCUUUUCUCAGCAACGAAGAGUUCACACAGCUCAUGCUGGAGGCACUGGAUGGAUUCUUUCUGGCUAUCAUGACAGACGGCAACAUAAUCUAUGUCUCGGAAAGCGUCACGUCUUUAUUAGAACAUCUACCUUCUGAUCUUGUGGAUCAGAACCUGUUGAACUUCCUUCCGCUGGGUGAGCACUCGGAGGUGUAUAAAGCCCUAUCCACACACAAUCUAGAGGGGGAGACCCUCACCCCAGACUACCUGAAGACAAAGAACCAGUUAGAGUUUUGUUGCCACAUGCUCCGAGGCACGAUCGACCCAAAAGAGCCGCCCGUUUAUGAGUAUGUCAAGUUCAUCGGAAACUUUAAGUCCCUCAACACUGUGCCUAACUCGACGCGUAACGGCUUCGAGGGAGUGAUCCAGCGAUCGCUGAGACCGGCUUUCGAAGACCGAGUGUGUUUCAUAGCAACUGUGAGGUUAGCCAAACCUCAGUUUAUCAAGGAAAUGUGUACUGUGGAGGAGCCCAAUGAGGAAUUCACCUCCAGACACAGUUUAGAAUGGAAAUUCCUGUUUUUGGACCACAGGGCGCCACCCAUCAUAGGUUACCUGCCCUUUGAAGUUCUGGGUACAUCGGGGUACGACUACUAUCAUGUGGAUGACCUGGAGACCUUGGCCAAAUGCCACGAGCAUUUGAUGCAGUAUGGGAAGGGGAAGUCGUGCUAUUAUCGUUUUCUAACUAAAGGUCAACAGUGGAUUUGGCUCCAGACCCACUACUACAUAACCUACCACCAGUGGAACUCACGACCAGAGUUUAUUGUCUGCACACACACUGUGGUCAGUUAUGCUGAAGUAAGAGCUGAACAGCGUCGAGAACUGGGCAUCGAGGAGUCGCCUCCUGAGAUCUCAGCAGACAAGUCUCAAGACUCCGGCUCUGAAUCUCAGUUGAACACCUCCAGCCUGAAGGAGGCGCUAGAGCGCUUUGAUCACAGCCGCACACCCUCUGCCUCCUCACGGAGCUCACGCAAGUCCUCCACACACACCGCUGUCUCGGACCCCACGUCCACACAAACAAAGCCACAGACAGACCAUAUCACACCACCCCGCCAAUCAGUCUUAGCCAUUGAGAUGGCAUCACAGCGGAGGUCGUCCAUUAGCAGUCAGUCGAUGAGCUCUCAGAACACGGCACAGACGAUGGCAACGUCCCUCGUGUCGCAGCCUCAGCCACUUCAGCCCAAUGUGCAGCCGGUGCUGCCAUUUUCUACGCAGAUGGAUGCCAUGCAGCAUCUGAAGGAGCAGCUGGAGCAGCGCACGCACAUGAUCGAGGCCAACAUUCAGAGACAACAAGAUGAGCUACGACAAAUUCAGGAAGAACUGCAUAGGGUGCAAGGACAAGGCUUUCAGAUGUUCUUGCAGCCAGGAGGGGGAGGUCUCAACCUCGGCUCAGUGCAGCUGACACAGGGAGCGUCCGUGCAGGCAGGGGGCGCUCUUUCCAUGCAGGGGGCGGUGGUGCCGACAGGGAGCCUGCAGAGUGGCCUACAGUCCACACAUACAGCGACACAACACGCCGUCACACAACAACAUUCUCAGCAGGCACCACCACAACAGCAGACCCUUCUCAGAGAUCAGAGCGCCACAUUAACGCAGUCCCAGAGGUCGUCUCGCACACUGCAGUCUCCUCAGACAGCACUGCCAGCAUCUCUGUAUAACACCAUGAUGAUCUCUCAGCCCGGCCAGGGCAACGUCGUGCAGAUCGCCACUAGCCUGGCCCAGAACAGUAGCACCAGCGCUGCCGCUGUCGCCACUUUCUCACAAGACCGACAGAUAAGGUUUCCUGCUGCUCCACAGCUUCUUACUAAACUUGUAACCGGUCCAAUGGCGUGUGGCGCAGUUAUGGUGCCCACCACCAUGUUCAUGGGGCAGGUGGUGACUGCGUUUGCCCCACAGCAGGGCCAGGCUCAAACAAUCAGCAUCACCCAGCAGCCGUCUGCGCAGACGCAGGAACAGCAGCAGCAGGCCCAGACGCAGUCCCAGACGGCUGCGGGAACAGCCCAACAGCAAGGCCAGGCCCAAACUCAGCUUGCCCAGCAACAAACACAAUUCUUACAGGCUCCUCGACUUUUACACGGCAACCAGUCGACCCAGCUGAUUCUUCAGGCAGCGUUCCCUCUGCAGCAGCAGCAAGGCACCUUUACAACCACGCCGCAACAACAACAGCAGCAACAGCAACUCCAACAGCAACAACAGCUGCAGCAACAACAACUGCAUCAACAACAUCAACAACAACAGCAGCAGCUGCAGCAACAACAUCAACAACAACAGCAGCAACUCCAACAGCAACAGCAGCAACAAAUGGCAGCUCACAGAUCCGACAGCAUGUCGGACCGCUCCAAAGCGCCACCUCAGUAGCAGCCGCGGCGGAUGAAUGCAUGGCGGGGACCGAACCAAAUCUCGAUCGAGCAGCUUUGCAAGCUGGGGAAGGUGAAUUGAGGUCGUGCGAUGGGAGUUAUAUAACAAAUGGCAGUAUUUGUACUGUACCCUCGCAUAUCCUUCUACUGAGGUUCAGGUGGGAGGCAAGACCUAAAGAGGAGGGGGGUGUUGAUCUGCCCCGUGCCCUCUCCAACCUACGUGUUGCUUGCACUGAAUUCUGGUCUGACCACACGUCGCAGAACGUUCCAUUGGCGAGGGAAGACGCAGGGGGGCCUGGUUUGUCUUCUUAAAGCCGUGAAUUAUCUCCAGCUCUACCUUCGCCACAAUAAGAAGGAAGAAGGCUAACGCCUAUCUCAAUUUCUCACGUUCCUUCGUGUCGUACGGCCACCCCUUUUUAAUUUAUGCAGAACGCUCUGGUAAAAAAAGAAAACGAAGCGAGACUUCAAAGAAGUCAGGCAGAACAAACAGCAUCUUCGGUCUCCAUCUCUUUUUUUCCCCUCGAUUGCUCUUUCUGUUUCGUUUGGCUUGUGGAAGUAAUUAUGGGUCAUAAAAUAUUUUUAAGAAUGUCACAUGGAUUCAACUUUUACUGUACAGUUCACCUGUAAGAUAAUGUGUAAAUAUAUGGACAAAAGGAAAGAGAAACUAAUAUUUUAUAUGAUGCAUGAGAUGAAAAGCGUAGUCUGUUAUUUGUAGCUUUGAAUAUACUUUUUUUUCUAAUAUUCAAAGGUGAAGCGCAAACUUAGUACACAUAAUGGCUGAUCUCUUCACAGACUUCCUUUUUCCAGUGGGAUGGGGUGAGCGUGCGUGUGUGUAUAUAUGUUUCAUGUAUGUGUGUCUGCCGAGCAGGCAAUGCUGGAUCCAGUUUGUCACAGUUGGUUUAAAAACGACCUUCAUGUUUUAGAAGAACUUAUUAGAACUUAAUUACAUAUUGCAUUAUGUUACACAGUAAUUAUACAGCUUUUGCACACAAAAAAACAUAGUUAUAUUUGGAGAGAUAUUCUACAUUUGUAAAUACUUAAAGAAGUUAUAUUCUAUCCUUAUAUAUACUGUAUAUAUAUAUAAGGGUGUCAGUAUCUUGGUUAGGCAAAAUAUCAAAAUGGUGCUAUGACUGUAAGGUGCAUUUGUUUGCAGUUCUGAAUGGCAGUAAAAUGACAUCCGCUACAAAAACUCAAGCUGAUGUUUUUACUAAAACUAAGACUGAAGAGGACAAAUAUAUUCACAUACAGUGGGGCAAAAAAGUAUUUAGUCAGCCACCAAUUGUGCAAGUUCUCCCACUUAAAAAGAUGAG
This is a messenger RNA of Triplophysa rosa, 5363 nucleotides long. It is a transcript of the gene clocka, whose product is annotated as clock circadian regulator a. The transcript has 23 exons. Lineage: Eukaryota; Metazoa; Chordata; Actinopteri; Cypriniformes; Nemacheilidae. The record is from RefSeq and is a predicted model, not a curated record. Gene Ontology annotation, molecular function: DNA-binding transcription factor activity, RNA polymerase II-specific; protein dimerization activity; E-box binding. Gene Ontology annotation, biological process: regulation of transcription by RNA polymerase II; circadian regulation of gene expression. The coding region runs from base 1385 to 4054 and encodes 889 amino acids. Gene Ontology annotation, cellular component: cytoplasm; CLOCK-BMAL transcription complex; nucleus.